AUGUUUCAUUCAGAAUAUGAAAAAAAACUAAGAUCACCAUCCAAGUCACCAAGUAGUUCAAAAUCAUAUUAUCAAAGUAAUGGUAUAUAUUCAUCACCAAUACCAUUACCCCUAUCUUCCUUCUUUCAAACCAAUAUAGAUAGUAAUAACAAUAAUACUAUUAUUUUAACCACAAGUAAUGAAAACUAUGAUGAAAACAGAUCACCCAUAAAAAGGUCGCCAAGUAAAACAACAAAUUUAAUGGGAACACCAACUACAGCAUCAACCAAUACAGUUUUAUCAAAUGAUAGUUAUGGAGAUAGAUUUAUACCAAUGUCAAUAGGUAUUGAAUCACAAAAUCAUUACAGUAUGGAAGAAAGUAAUUUUUUUUAUCCAAGUGAAAAUAAUUUAUAUACAAUCGAUAGACAAAAAGAUGAAAGUCAUUUGGCAUAUAAUAUGAUUUUAAAAAAUGAAUUAUUGGGGUCAUUAUCAUCAUCUUUUUUAGAGACCAUUUCUGCAUCACCAAUUAAACAAAUCAAUUCAAAUAUAAAUAACAAUAAUAAUAAUAAUAAUAAUAAUACUGCGAACAAUAGUAAUCACCAACAAAAUAUAUUGGAUGCACCAAUGAUCAAAGAUGAUUUCUAUUUAAAUUUAAUUGAUUGGAGCUCACAGAAUAUUUUAGCUGUUGGUUUAGAUACAAGUGUAUAUUUAUGGAAUGCAACUACAAGCCAAGUAUCAAAGCUUUGCGAAAUGGAGCCAAACCAACCAGUUUCAUCCGUCGGAUGGAUACAACGUGGUACCCAUUUAGCUAUUGGUGGUAAUGAUGGUAUUGUUCAAAUUUGGGACGUAACUAAGAAAAAGAAAAUCAGAGAAUUGCAAGGUCAUUCAUCAAGAGUAAAUUCUUUGGCAUGGAAUAAUUAUAUACUAAGUAGUGGUGGUAAAGAUAAAGUAAUAUUGAACCACGAUGUAAGGUCAAGUGAAAACUCUUUUGCUUCAAGAUUGGUCGGACACAGACACGAGAUUUGUGGUCUUAAAUGGUCACCAGACGGUCAACAACUUGCAAGUGGUGGUAAUGAUAAUUUAUUAAAUGUUUGGGAUAAUUCAAAUUCAUCAAAACCAUUGUAUCAAUUUAAAUUCCAUUAUGCUGCCGUCAAAGCUAUAGCAUGGAGCCCACAUCAAAGAGGUUUACUCGCAAGCGGAGGUGGUACUCACGAUAAAUGUAUUCGUUUUUGGAAUACAAUGAAUGGACAAUCCAUCCAAUCUAUAGAUACUGGUUCCCAAGUUUGUAAUUUAGCAUGGUCAAAGAAUGUAAAUGAAUUAGUUAGUACUCAUGGCUACUCUCAAAAUCAAAUUAGUGUUUGGAGUUACCCAUCUAUGACUCCUGUGACUACUCUUACUGGCCACACAAUGAGAGUUUUAUAUUUGGCUGUUUCCCCUGAUGGUCAAACUGUCUGUACUGGUGCCGGUGAUCAUAGUUUACGUUUUUGGAAUAUUUUCCCUUCAAAUAAAGAAUCUAGUUUUUCAACAAAAUUAGAUUCUUUUUACAAUAAAAAGGAAUUAGAUAUCAGAUAA
This is a messenger RNA of Dictyostelium purpureum, 1551 nucleotides long. RefSeq lists its product as uncharacterized. The transcript has 2 exons. Gene Ontology annotation, biological process: positive regulation of ubiquitin protein ligase activity; positive regulation of anaphase-promoting complex-dependent catabolic process; anaphase-promoting complex-dependent catabolic process. Lineage: Eukaryota; Evosea; Eumycetozoa; Dictyosteliales; Dictyosteliaceae. The record is from RefSeq and is a predicted model, not a curated record. Gene Ontology annotation, cellular component: anaphase-promoting complex. Bases 1 to 1551 code for a protein of 516 amino acids. Gene Ontology annotation, molecular function: anaphase-promoting complex binding; ubiquitin ligase activator activity; protein binding.